Molecule: messenger RNA, 328 nt
Organism: Pneumocystis carinii B80
Lineage: Eukaryota; Fungi; Ascomycota; Pneumocystomycetes; Pneumocystales; Pneumocystaceae
Exons: 2
Coding region: 45-317 (90 amino acids)
Biological process (GO): DNA repair; kinetochore assembly; replication fork processing
Cellular component (GO): FANCM-MHF complex; Fanconi anaemia nuclear complex
Molecular function (GO): protein heterodimerization activity
Source: RefSeq, a predicted model, not a curated record
AGAUAAUAUUUAGAAGAUUUUAAAGAAUUAUUCAAUAAAAUAGAAUGGAUCAAAGAGAUAUGGAUGCAAAAAAAACAUAUCCUCCCCAGACAAUUGCAAAGAUUUUUUCAUUAGCUUUUACUGAUCCAACAACUAAAAUCUCUGCUUCAGCACUGACUUUAUGUUCAGAAUAUAUUCGUAUUUUUUGUAAAGAAGCGAUCUGGAGGGCUGCUGCAUCUAAACGUGAGCAAGAAAAUAAAGAUGAAAAUACACAAAUAUCAUUAGGAGCAGAAGAUUUAGAAAGAAUUGCAGGUCAAUUGACCUUGGACUUUUCAUAAUAUUAAUUUUU